AUGGAGCGUCGUGUUCGCAGUAUGCCAGUUUACACAUAUGUGUCCCACCCCUCUGUGGACGGACUGUACGCUAUUCCAUCAGUAACAACGCAAGAAGGUUUCGACGCCGCAAUAUCCUACCAAGCUAGGCCUGGAGAUAUUUUUCUUUGUACAUACCCAAAAUGUGGAACAACAUGGGUUCAGAAUGCACUCCUGGGAAUGAAAUAUGGACGACCCUUAGCAAAAAAUGAAAAGCUGAACAUCAUGUUUCCCCACCUUGAAUUUAAUGGUAUAGAUGCCGUUGAAAAUGUGGAAGACCUCCCACGAAUGAUAAAAACACAUCUUUUGUUUGAUAUGACACCAUGGAAUCAACAAUCAAAAUAUAUAUGUGUAGCUCGAAACCCCAAAGAUUGCUUCGCUUCAUUCUUCUAUCACACUGUCGGGUUUACCCACCUACUGAUCAGUGGGAAAGUUGAUUCCGGGGAUUUUUUUGAUUUUUCAACAAAGUGGUGGGCUAUGAGUAAAGAAAAGUCAAAUGUUUUGUACGUAUUAUACGAAGAUCUGAAGUACGAUCCUCAUGGGUAUGUUGUAGAGAUCAAAAGCACAAGCGAAUUGGCUCGAACAUACCCAAAGUCGUUACAAAUUCCAAGCAAAUGGACACCACCCUCCGAACGAAAUUCAGAUGGUAUCUCAGCAGUAGAAAAGUAUCUUAUGAAGCACAGCAUUGACAGACGCGAAAUCCCAUGGAUUAAAGAAGCAGUAAACAUGGUUCUGAACAACAACAAUUUUGUAUUCAACGACAAACAUUACCUCCAAAUCAACGGAACAGCAAUGGGAACCAAAAUGGCACCUAAAUACGAUAACACUUUCAUGGCAAAUUUAGAAUCAGACAUGUUAGAAACAGCCGAGUUCAAUCCACUCUACUAA
This is a messenger RNA of Styela clava, 906 nucleotides long. Lineage: Eukaryota; Metazoa; Chordata; Ascidiacea; Stolidobranchia; Styelidae. The record is from RefSeq and is a predicted model, not a curated record.